AUGCUCCUUCCCCCCGUGAAUCCAACGUCCGAGCCAGUCGGGAACGACACCUUCAAAUCCCCAACCCACCACGAUGGACCCGACAGCGAACCCACGGCCGAUUUCCGGGUUAUCGACCCGCAAAGUGGCGUCAAGCGCGGGCUCAAAACCCGCCACCUCUCCAUGAUGGCACUGGCGGGCAUUAUCGGGCCGGGCCUGCUGAUCGGGUCGGGAGGUGCCCUAUCGGCCGGCGGGCCGGCCUCGCUGCUCAUCGGGUUUGCUGUGAUUGGCGCCGUGGCCUUCUCCAUCAUGCAGAGCCUCGGCGAGCUGACCACCCUGUACCCGACCGGCGGCGCCUUCACCCAUCUCGGCGAUCGCUUCGUCGACAAGGCCUUUGGCGUCGCCGUGGGGUGGAAUUACUACAUUGUCUGGUUCUGCGUCUUGGCGAAUGAGUAUAAUGUCAUUUCGAGCAUCAUGACGUUUUGGAGUGAUAGGGUGCCGGUUUGGGGGUACUUUUUGAUUUUCUGGUUUGCGUUUCUAGGAUUCCAAUUGCUAGGCGUCGAAACGUUUGGCGAGGCCGAGUUUUGGCUGGCGUUGAUCAAGAUUGUUGGCUUAAUCGCCUACUUUCUGUUCAGUAUCGUCUAUGCCUCCGGCGGAGUUAACGGGGCGGAAGCUAUUGGCUUCCGGUACUGGCGCGACCCGGGCGCCUUCACUGACGGCUUCAGGGGCGUGGCCUCCGUCUUUGUUUUCUGCAGCACUUUCUACGCUGGCGUCGAGUCCGUCGCCGUGGCUGCCACUGAAACCAGAAACCCAAGUGUUGCUGUUCCCUUGGCCAUCCGCCAGGUCUUCAUCCGCAUCAUCGUCGUUUACAUGGGGAGCGCCUUCUUUUUUGGCCUGACCUGCCCUGCCAACGCUCCAGGUCUAAUCGGAGGCUCUAGCCGGGCCGUAAGAAGCCCCAUGACCAUUGCCAUCCAGAAUGCUGGUUGGGAGGCCGGGGUACACCUCAUCAACGCAUUCAUUUUUGUCACUUGCCUCAGCGCCGUCAACAGUUCCAUCUACAUCGGCAGCCGCACCCUCUUGUUCAUGGCCCAGGAUGGUAAAGCGCCGCGACUCUUGGGAUGGACCGACCGGCGGGGCGUCCCCAUUCCUGCCAUUCUCUUCACCAAUCUGUGUGGAGCGUUGAGCAUGAUGAAUGUUAGCACUGGUGCGAGCCAAGCAUACAGCUACAUUGUGAACCUCAGCGGUGUGUCAACCUUCAUUGUGUGGGGUGCUAUCAGCUUCAUCCACAUCCGCUUCCGCUCCGCGUGGAAGGCACAGGGAUAUACAGAGGCCGAGUUGCCGUUUAUAUCGCUGUGGUACCCGUGGAGCGCUUACUUCGGGCUCGCCGCCAACGUUUUCCUGGCCUUGAUCCAGGGGUGGUCGACUUUCGCCCCCUUCAAUCCCGGCUUGUUCGUGGAUGCGUAUAUCUUGCUACCGCUGUUCUUCGUGAUUUACCUCGUGUACAAGUUCAUCUUCAAGACGAGGUGGUGGAGAUCAGAUGAAGUCGACCUGCAGUCUGGCCGGCGGAGGGAUCUAGAUGAGGGGAAGCAGUUGAGGAAGGAGUGGAAUGAUAAAGCAGAGACUUGGUGGAAGAAUUUCUGGAAGAAUUUAUGA
Canariomyces notabilis is the source of this 1632-nucleotide messenger RNA. Its product is annotated as amino acid permease-like protein. The transcript is spliced from 3 exons. Gene Ontology annotation, biological process: amino acid transmembrane transport. The record is from RefSeq and is a predicted model, not a curated record. NCBI's taxonomy places the organism in Eukaryota, Fungi, Ascomycota, Sordariomycetes, Sordariales, Chaetomiaceae. Gene Ontology annotation, cellular component: membrane. The coding region runs from base 1 to 1632 and encodes 543 amino acids. Gene Ontology annotation, molecular function: amino acid transmembrane transporter activity.